Messenger RNA from Oncorhynchus masou masou (cherry salmon), 1147 nucleotides. RefSeq names its product glucose-6-phosphatase catalytic subunit 1-like. The transcript has 2 exons. The record is from RefSeq and is a predicted model, not a curated record. Gene Ontology annotation, molecular function: glucose-6-phosphatase activity. Bases 95 to 574 code for a protein of 159 amino acids. Gene Ontology annotation, cellular component: membrane. NCBI's taxonomy places the organism in Eukaryota, Metazoa, Chordata, Actinopteri, Salmoniformes, Salmonidae. Gene Ontology annotation, biological process: gluconeogenesis; glucose 6-phosphate metabolic process.
UCAGAGAACCAGGACUCUAGAUGUCUAGAUUUCAAGAUGAAGACACUUGUACCCCGCAGGUCCUGCUAACCUGGAUGCUACUGCGCUGGGUAUCAUGGUGGCUGAGUUCUUCUCCAGAGUGCAGUGUAUCUACAGAGCCAGUCUGAAGAAGUAUUUCAACACCACCAUCUUCCUGCUCUCCUUUGCUGUGGGUUUCUACGUGCUGCUGAAGGCUCUGGGCGUGGACCUGCUGUGGACCCUGGAGAAAGCCCAGAAGGGCUGUGUGAGGGCUGAAUGGGUCCACAUGGACUCCACUCCCUUUGCCAGCCUCCUGCGCAACAUGGGCACCCUGUUUGGCCUGGGCCUGGGCGUGCACUCGCCCCUCUACACCGAGAGCAAGAAGAACAGCAGCACCCCCUUCAGGGCGGGAUGUAUCACUGUCUCCUUAUUGCUGCUACAGAUCUUGGAUGGCUUGAUGUUCCCCUCUAGGAACCAGGCAACGUUCUACGUGUUGUCCGUCAGUAAGUGUGCUGCUGCCCUAUUCAUCCCCACAGCUCUGGUUCGCGGAGGACCCUCCUGGAUCUUCCCAGGUUAAAGUGGGGCCGCUAAGCUGAAAUUUUCAUAACAAUCGUUCACUUUGUGAAAAAAGUGUAGAAAAAUGUACACUGAAGUAAUUUCAGUUGCUUUGGCAACACUAUUGUACAAACCAAGGACUAUGGUGGAAGUUGAGUGUAGUUGUCACCUGGAGGUGUGUAAAUCUGUUGGACUAUCAGAAACUGUUUUGAUUUGACAAAUGAAUUGGCUUGCUAAGCUCAUGAGCAGAGAGUGGGAAUGGGUAUGGGAAGCAAGAACACCUCAAGAGCUUGGGAAUAUAAGGCUCUAUCUGCAAAAAAAAUAUUCUGAGAUAAUUGGCUUUAAAGUUUUGAACCCUCAUUGGUUUGAAUGGUGUCAGCUAUUUUUUUUAAAUCUUGUAUUCUUUUGAACUUAACAACAUGAAUUGGGGUAUUUGGAGUACUAUAUAGGUAGAGAACAUUGAACAGAACAAGGGUAUGACAAUAACAAAAUGUUGACAAAAAUGCAGAUAGAAGCUCUAGACCUGUUUCUUCAAAUAGAUUGCUCUGUUUGUUCCUAAUUAAAUGUAAAUGUUACAUAAAGUAUAUGCAAUCCA